This is a messenger RNA of Dacryopinax primogenitus, 1029 nucleotides long. RefSeq lists its product as uncharacterized. The coding region runs from base 1 to 1029 and encodes 342 amino acids. The record is from RefSeq and is a predicted model, not a curated record. The transcript has 5 exons. Lineage: Eukaryota; Fungi; Basidiomycota; Dacrymycetes; Dacrymycetales; Dacrymycetaceae.
AUGCAAAACGUCAUCCCGACAUUCAACGAGCGUGUAAUCCUGGCCCACCUGCAGGCGGUCGACGCGUUAACCAACUUCGAUUCCGUGCAGACUCUGGUGGCAGUCGCUCAAAGCAGCACCGACAUCGACCAGUCUCUUUGCGAUCCGAAGAAUGCCGCAGAACUGCUAAACCGUGAUGGACACCUGUUCCUCACCGUGGUAUUGGCGAAGGCUUGUUAUGCCCAAGAUUUCCUACCAAUCCUGAGCAUCGAUGUCAUCCAGUCGACGACGGCGAAUGUUAAACCGCGCAUACAUGACCCUCCUACGCGUCAUUCUGCGUUCCUCUACGCGUCGACGCCUAUGCCAAUCAUCAACCCGCAAGUCCAGCGCAGGAGUACCGAGGACAACAUGGUCGUCGAUGCUUUCUCCCUGAGUCUUGAUGGGAAGAUUGCCCGUAUCUGGUUUUCCGGCUCGCACACCAUGAUUGUCUUGGACGAUAAGCCUCGCGCGAUCAUCUUCAAACUCGACGACCAAAGCGCCACAGGGGCUCGGCAGGAUGUUCGAUACCCCAAGGUUGGACCCCGCCUAGUCAAUGGGGAAGACGGCGCUGUUGGCGUCCUUUCCGUCCAUAAUUGGACGGAAAUGGAGUCAAUUUGCAUUGUGGAAUCCGUAGAAGGCCACUCCGGUACAGCGGACAAGAAGAGGUUGACCUUCUUUCCAGUCGUCCACGCUGAAGAAUAUACUCUCUGGGUCGAUUUAUCUCGUUCUGUGGAUGUACUCGCCGUCAAUCGGCAUUGGGUCGUGUACCGCCACGAGCAAGGUGAUAAUCGAUUGAUCGCCAAGAACAUCAACGAUAACAGAAUAGUGACCUUGGAGCUGAGUGGUCAACAAACCGUCUUGCUGAGGAAGGUUGAAGCAUGGAUUGUCGGGUCGUAUCUCCUUGUCGUCAAUUACGAUCACGCCUGUUUGGAAAUAUUUGGCGGGUUCGGUACCGAACACCGUGAACCUCCACCCACGCCCAGCAUCAUUCCCAUGGACUAUGCCUUCUAA